AUGAUUCUUAAAAAUCAUGAUCACAAUAAUUCUUUAUUAAAAACUUUGCAAUUAUCUGAGGAGUUUGAAAAGGUUAAGAAGUCGGAUUUUAAGAUACUCAUGAUUGAUAGCGUACAAAUUAAUGCAUCAGUGAUGUAUUAUCGUGUUAAAUUUAAGAAUAAAUUAAAGAGCGACAACUAUCAGCUUUAUGGUAGCUUAACAACAACAUCUAGACAACAAAUUCAUGAAAAGAUUAUUAAAUUUAAAGAUAUAAAUAUCUUUGGAUUCUCCGUUAUUAUCGAAAACAUUUUAGAUAAAAACGUGAAAAAUUUUACAAAAAUGAACAUAAACUGGAUGCUAGUUGGAAAUCCAGAAAUUAUUGAACAUUUGCAAGAAUUUGAAAAUCUUCAUGAUGAAAGUUCAAAUGAUCGAAAUUUAAUUGUUGUAGGAACUGGAAAGAAAACGAUUGAACCUAAUAAUAAACAAAAUUGGGAAAUUGGCUUUGAUACAAUUCCAAUACUUCCGUUAAAUGCUGUAUUUGCUUGCACAUUCAAAUAUCCAUUGUCGAACAAUGAACCAUCAUUUCUGGCUUCUAUCAAAUCUUAUAAUGAUGAAAACGGCACUUUAAUAGUGAAUAUAACUAAUCACACGCGUAACAUUUCAAAUAACCAUGAUAAAUAUGGUGCCAAUGGUGACAAUACCUAUGAUUAUAAUGGUAACGAUGAUAAUUAUGUUAACGGUAAUGAUAUAAAAAUGACAUUGGAAGAGAAAUUGAAAUGUCAAAUAUAUUGGUGUAUUUAUCUUACACCAAUUCAAGAAAUUACAAUUGGGCAAUUUUGUAAUAGCGCUGAUUUUCUUGUACAAACUAGGACUCAAUUUGAAAAAUUAUCAAACGUAACCACUAAAAGAUUAGAAAUAGAAAAGGAUACUGAAUUUAAAGACCUAGUUGUUCCAAGCUACAAGUUAAUUGACGAACAAUUUGUACUUCCCGAAAGUACGUCUCACGUAACUUGCGUUGACGCAAGUUACAAAUUAAUUGAGGAGAUAAAAAAUAUCGUUAUAAAUCUUAAGAAAAGCAAAAAGAUCUUUGAGCCAAUUAUUCAUUCUACAUCAGAGACUGUUCGAGCCUUACUUUAUGUAAAGAAUGAAGCCGAAUUAUAUUUUCAACAAUAUGAAGAUGCUUUUAAUAAAUAUAAAAUUUCGUUAGAAACCAUAAAAGAGUUUGCGGAAGAAGUAGCGAAUAUAGAAAAAAAACGUUAUCUCUUUUAUCCGUAUAAGCAUGUAAAAGGGAAAUAUGAAAAAUUGUUAAAGGAGCAUGAGAGUUGUAAAAAAAAAUUAAAUCCAAUUCUGAUUAAAGUUAUAAUGAACAAACAAGAAAGCCAACAAGACGAUUUUAAAAACAUUCAUAAGAUUUUAAAAACUAUUCCUAAUGACAAUAAAAACGAACACAUAAUCAGAAUUGAAACAAUAUUUCAAAAUUUAUUCGAAAAAUCAGUUUUAGAAACCAGUAUUCCACGUAUCGAUUCCGCAUUAUUAUUUGAAAAUGAAUCAGCUAGAAAGUCAGAAUGGGAUCUAGAUGAUUGUAUGAACUAUUAUAUGGAACCUAAAAUUGCAAAUUUUUAUCUUGCCAAGCAUGCAUCAGAAAUAGGACCAGAUAACGAUCAUAUCUCAGAUCAUAUAUUGAGUAUUAUCAAUUGGGCUGCACCUGAAAUGAUGCAAAGGAAUGCCUUAUAUACAAAAGAAUGUGAAGUGUUCAGUUUCGUAAUGCUCCUAUGGGAACUAGCUUUCCAAAAGUUUCCCUAUGAAAAAAUGAGUAAAGAAGAAAUUGUUGCUCAUGUUACAAAUGGUCGUAGAGAAUCAGCCCCUGAUCCACGUUUUUAUGUAUUGGAAUUUCUUAACAUUCAAAGAAAAUACUUAAGAAUCAUUGUAGAAGGAUGGAAUAAUAAACCAGAAAAAAGGAUUAAAAUGGACGAAAUUCUAUUGAGAUUUUUAGAUGUUGAAGCUGACCUUGCUAAACCUAAAAGAAAUAAUUCGGGUUCUGCUCAUUCGUCUGAUCAACUCGAUCAACUUUCACAUACACGCACUAGGGCUGCUUCAAUUCCGGUUAAGCCAAUUACCUAUCACAGGCGGCAUCAAAUUCCGUUGAAACCCAAAGAAAGUGAAUUCAAGCCCUAUAAACCCGAUAAACAUACAAUUCCGGAUUCUCCAGGAUUCUAUCCUUCUCCUAAUGCUUAUUAUCCAAAAGAACCUAAAAAAUCCAGACCAGCAUCAUUAAUUUUAACACCGAGUUUGGAACCUGUGAGUGAAUUGUAUCCUCCAUAUUUUACGGAAACACCAGCUGAGAUUGAUUCGUUCAUGAUCAACCCAGAGACAUGGCAAAUAGAAAGGCCAAGUAAGAUUGAACCAUCCAAUUUGAUAUCAAGCGUAAAUGAACCAAUUAAGACUUCGAAUUUAGUAAAACCUGAUGAAGCGAUUGAAGCACCAAAUAAGACUUCGAAUUUAAUAAAACCUGAUGAAGCAAUUGAAGCACAAAAUAAGACUUCAAAUUUAAUAAAACCUGAUGAAGUGAUUGAAGCACCAAAUAAGACUUCAAAUUUAAUAAAACCUGAUGAAGCGAAUGAAGCACCAAAUAAAACUUCAAAUUUAAUAAAACCUGAUGAAGCGAUUGAAGUACCAAAUAAAACUUCAAAUUUAAUAAAACCUGAUGAGGUGAUUGAAGCGCCAAAUAAGACUUCGGAUUUAAUAAAACCUGAUGAACCUGAUGAAGCAAUUGAAGCACCAAGUAAGACUUCGGAUUUAGUAAAGCCUGAUGAGGUUAUUGAAACAUCCGAAAUACUUUCAAAUUCAUUAAAAACUGAAACGAUCGAGGAACCAAAUGAAACACCGAAUUUAAUAGAAACAAACGAAGUAAAUGGAACUGAACAAUCAAAACAGUCGACUAUAAAUGAACCGAUAAAAACAAAUCAAAUAAAUGAAACUAAACCAUCCAAACAGCCAAAUGUAAAUGGAACAUCUGUUAUAAAAGUUGCUGACGGGACAAAACCAUCACAUGAAGAUUAUACCAAAUCAAUAAAAUCAUCAAAUCAUGAAAAUGUGACAAAGUCAUCAGAAAAUGAUCCAAACAUACCAAAUGGUAUAAAAACACCAUUAGAUAAUGAGCUAAUGCUGUCGGAUAAUGAUGAGGCAAUAUUAUCAGAUAGCGACAACAAUAACGAUGAACAGUCUGAAAAUGAUGACCCAAUACCAUCGGAUAGUGAGAAAGUAAAACCACCGGAGAAACCAAAACCACAAAAUUUACAAGAUAUACCAAGUUUGAUAAUUAAAAAAUUAAAUCACGGUUUGAUUAUCAGCACGCAAAAAAUGCAGAUAGCAGGUCCUUCAGCAUGUGCCUUUAUGUCAAAACCGAAAAUGAACGUUUUAGAUACUAUAAAAUUUCAGGCAAAAUUAAUACUUUCAUCAAAAUAUAAGGAUUCCUUUUUAUUGGAGAAUCAUAUCGAAUCGCCUACUGAUUUGGAUUGGAUAUCUGACGCGAAUCCUCAAACCAAUAUAUCGCAAGUGAAUACCAUUUGUUUAGAAAUAAGAUAUCCAAAAGCUGAAGCCACUUUUGAAAAAGGUUCCAUAGAACCGUCAAAAGAAUUAAUCGUUGCCGUUAAAAAGGCUCUAAAACAUAAAAAUCCAUAUCGAGAAUUAAUGAAAGUAUUAGAUUCUUUUGGACAUUUCUUACCUAAUAAAGUUAUACUUGGAGAUAAAUUAUAUUCAAUAUCGAAAAAUUCAAGCGCAAAUCAAGAAUUAACAGAGUUAAAAAUCGAUAAAGAAUUUAAAGCGGCCGAUGAUUUUUCACAAAAUUGUACCGAUUACGAUGAUAUUAUGAAGCAAUGGGAAAAAUGCAUAGAAUCAAAUAAUAUUGGCUCGUCACCUUUAACUACAAUUAAUGGUAUUGCGGUUAGGAAAAAUAAAAUUAAAGAAUGGGCAAUUUCUUGUUUAAAAAAGAGUUCUGAUUCAUGGAGUAUUAUCAGUUGGGAAGGUUUAUAUCCUUUGUAUGAAAUAUUAGAUGCAGAUUUAUGUCAAGAAGUCAAAUUAUGUCUCGGAAAUGAUGAACAAGCGAUCAAUACCGGAAUUAAAGAAAAAGUUCUCAGAUCAGGUGUAAUACCAAUUGAAAGUUCACGAUAUCAAUAUUCUGUAGAAUUUGAUUUUCCUCUAGAAUCAAAAAAUUAUCAGAUUUUCGGUAAAAUCUUGACACAAAGUGGAACCCCAUUUAAUAAAGCUGAUGUUAAAUUUAAAUCCAAAGAUAAGUCUGGAUUUUCAGCAAUAGUUGAAGCCUUUUCUCUUCAAUUUGUUCCAAAACCAGCAACUGAUGAUACAGGAAUAGAUAGUUGUGAGAUUCAAUUAAAAACUUCCGAAAAUUUGCAAUCAAACGCAGUUCUCAUUACCUCAUUCAAAUACCCUAAGUCAAAUUACCAACAAUCUUUUACAGCAAAAGUUAAAGACUAUCGUGAUAAAACGAUCAACAUCAAUAUUAGUGUCAGAAAAAAUGGGAAAGAAUCUGUAGAUGAUGAUGAUGACGAAGAUUUUGUAGAGAUUCCUGAACUUAAUUGGUGCGUUCUUCUAUUGGACGAUGAGGAUGAAACAAAUAAUUUGAGAGAAAUAGGUCAAAGUGUUUAUGCUAAUUAUUUAAGUUCAAAUAAUGAAUUAGAUUUGAGCUACAAGAAACUUGAUAAUGAAAUAGGAAAUGAAUUGAUAAAUUCUUUAAAAGGAAAUAAAACUAUUAGCAGCUUAGACAUAAGUUAUAAUAAUAUUGGUUCGAGAUUGGGAAAGGCACUCGUGAAGAUUUUAGUAAACAAUGACACACUCACUCGUUUAAAUUUAAGUUCGACUAAUAUUGAGUCGGAUACAUUAGCUCUUUUAUUGAGGAUUUUAAAAGCUAAUAAAACCCGCCUUGUUGAUUUGAAUUUAAGCAAUAACGGUGAAAAACUCACUAAAAAAGGAAAAAUAUUGAUGGAAGCUUUAGGAAAAAACACAACUCUUAUAAGCUUAAACUUAAGCGACAAUCCUAUUGAUUGGUCCGAUGUAAGCUUCGUUCAUUUAGAAAGUAACAAAACACUUGAGAAUUUAGAUUUGAGCAAUUGUAAUCUUUCUCCUAAAGUAAUAGACAAAUUGAAGAAAUUUUUAAUAACUUCAAAGAGGCUUAAAGGAUUAAAUCUAAGUUCAAAUAAUCUUACUUUCCAAUCAGAACGUAUAAUUUCAGAAAUCUUGGCAAAAAAUAAAACCAUUAAAACUUUAAAUUUGAGUUCAAAUAAGAUUAGUUCGACAAUAGAGUCUUUAGAAAAAGGAGCAAAAACAACUUUAACGGGCAGAUACAGGUCAAAGUCCAAGUAUGAAAUGUCCCGUCCUCUAAAAGUAAAUAAUUUGUCGGAAGCAAUAAGGAGAAAUAAAACUCUUAAGAAGUUGGAUUUAAGUUCUAAUUAUAUCCGUCUCGAAGCUGGAAAAGACUUAGCGAGAGCUUUAACAAGCAAUAAAUUAAUUACCGAAUUGAACUUAAAUGAUAAUGAUAUUGUUCGUGAAUUAGGAGAGCUUUUAAUAAAUAUUUUAAUAAACAAUGAUAUUACCAGUAUAGGUUUAAGAUCAACAAAAAUCAGUUCUGGAAUGGUAAUAAACUUAUCACAAGAAUUAAAGUCGAAUAAAAUUAAACUCCGGUAUUUAAAUUUGAGUCGUAACGAAAUUAGCAGUGAUGCGAUGGAAGCUUUAAUAGAAGCUUUAGAAGAAAAUACGACACUAAAAAAUUUGGAUCUGAGCAACAUUACAGGAGCAGGACAAACAGGACGAGCAUUAGCAAAGUCUUUAGAAAAAAAUCGAACACUAAAAACUCUAAAUUUGAGUAACUGUAAUAUUCGUAAUAGUGUAGUAAAUGCUUUAGAAAAGGCUUUACAAACAAAUGACAUACUCACUGAUCUAGAUCUAAGUUACAAUGCACUUCCAAUGAAUAACUUGAUAAAAGCUUUAGAAACAAAUAAUUCACUCACUAAACUGAAUAUAAGUUACAGAGAUUUCCAUUUAGAAGAAAUAGAAGCUUUAGCGAACGUUUUAAAAGUCAAUGACACAAUUACUCAUUUAUAUUUAAGUAGAACUAUGGAUGAUCCUGAAAACGUAAAGGUUUUAUUUGAAGCUUUAGAGGUGAACAAGAAACUUACUGAUUUGGAUUUGAGUAGAAAUAAUAUUAGUGAAAUAGAAGUUAUAGCUAAGGCUUUAUUAAAUAACGUAUCUCUUCGAAGAGUAGACUUAACGUCUAAUCAAAUCGAAA
Dentiscutata erythropus is the source of this 6277-nucleotide messenger RNA. Lineage: Eukaryota; Fungi; Glomeromycota; Glomeromycetes; Diversisporales; Gigasporaceae. The record is from the annotation of a GenBank genome assembly.